GAUUGUGUUUUUCCGCCAUCACCAAGGCAGCGUUUCUUUUUAUUUCCGUGUGUGUGUUGUUGAUUGCAUCAUCUUAGAUCUCAUUAACACUACUACUCUCCAACGUGGUGUUUUUAUUGAAUAUAUUAUGGCUUUGUACGGCAAUCAGGGACCAUCGUCUUCCCAAUACUACAAUCCAAGUCAACCAACAUGUCACAACACACUGUACAAUUGCUCUCAACCGUGCGUUGAAGGCUUCUCUUAUUGUCUCGAUCACAUUUCAGAAGAUCGAAAUGCUCCCUACAGAUCGUGCACUUUUGUUUUCUCAAAUGGUAAAAGAUGUGCCACCAAUGUUCUCAAGGGUGAAAGGAGAGACGGGUUGUGCCAGGAUCACGCCAAGAGAUCGGCCCUGUGCAAAAUGAAAACACUCAGGAAGAGGCAGCCCCCGGAAUCCCUUGAAACCCUCAUAGAUGAUCUGCAGCACUACAGUGAAGCUGGAAAUGAAGAGAAGGCCACUGGAACGCUCAGUUUAAUCGAAAAGCUGUCCCUGAAUGCUUCCACACAAAAACUGCAAGAUUAUGCAAGUGAAUCAGAUAGUGAAGAUGAACUACCAACUGCAGAGCAAACCAUCAGACAAGAGGAUGACUCUGAUGCAGAGAGUAUUGACAGUGACCAAGAUGAUCCCUUGAGGCAUGCUGGUGUCUUUACUCCUGAAGAAGUGGUUUUGCUAACCCGCGACAAACUCAUCAAAUUGCAAGCGCUGUACCUUGACCAAUUUAAGCGGUUGCAUCACCAAUUAAAGUGUGCACGAAGACGUUAUCUCAACGGAGUGAAAAGAGAAAAGGAGAACGGAGUUGCAAGUGCUCCUUACCCGGAUACGCCGUCAGAACGCAGGGCUGUGGCAAAGUUACGAAGUUUACGUCGUUUCCAGCGACAUCGAGGCUCUGAGGCAUUGCUGCAUCAUCAAUUACAGGAGAAACGCCUCCAAGUCACACAGGGAGUCAAUUACAAAGCUCCACCUACCCCCAAGUGUUCCUUCGUCGACUGUGGUAUCAAGUGCACAAACCCUGCUGUUCCGCUUACGAAGCAUUGCACAAAACACGUUCUCAAUGAUUCGUCGCAAAUGUUAUUCCGCCCAUGUGGGGCUAUAUUUCACGAUAACGAAUGCAAGGAACCCGUCAUCAAUUUCAGCGAGAAUACUAGAUGUGUAUAUCACACAAUGAUGCCACCAAUGAUGCUUGUUGAGCAGGACAUCUGCGUUGCGUCGCCACUAAUUAGCGUCGAUGACGAAAUAGAGAAGGUGGAAGUGAAAAUAGAAGUCGACGACGCUGGACAAACUUGCGGUUAAUUGUUUCUAUAUUUCCCGGGUUACUAUUUACAGUUCUCUACACGCUGUAAGGCCAUUUCCGUAAACGUUUUGAAACGGUAGAACUUAAAUAAUAGAACGCUGCUCUGAAAGUUAAAAUGAAUGGUUGAGAGUGAAAUAUAAACUUGUGUGAACAUAA
Molecule: messenger RNA, 1484 nt
Organism: Daphnia pulicaria
Lineage: Eukaryota; Metazoa; Arthropoda; Branchiopoda; Diplostraca; Daphniidae
Product: KAT8 regulatory NSL complex subunit 2-like
Exons: 7
Coding region: 128-1327 (399 amino acids)
Cellular component (GO): NSL complex
Source: RefSeq, a predicted model, not a curated record